GACCUGGACCACAGUUUAACGCCCAAAAUGGCGGCACGAUUGAAAAGUUUUGCCUGUUUCAUCCGAGUUUGUCUUCUUCACAGACUAUUUCUGUAGUUGUUCUAGCGGCACUGGAGCAUAUCAUUUUCACCCUGGUGGCACACCGGCAUUUUUUCUAAUGGUUGCGGAAGGAGGCAAAAAUCAGGAUGGCGCUUUGCUAUCAGCUCAAAUUCGGGCAUCACUUUACCAAUGUUAGGCUAAGCUAAGCUAAGCUAGGCUAGGCUAGCAGGCUAACUACUGUCAGAUGAGUGCUGGUUAAAACCUUCGGUAGUUAUGUCUUGUCUCACCUGGAUCUCCGCGCUGAACUGAAUAUGUAGAAGAGGACCUUUACAUAGAAAUGGAGGAUGAUGUGAAAAAAGUGAAAAAGCCUGGUAUCGUGUCUCCGUUCAAGCGAGUCUUCCUGAAAGGAGAGAAGGGGAGAGACAAGAAGGCCCAGGAGAAAGCCACUGAGCGCAGGGCCCUCCACACCUUCUCACUCUCUCAGCCUGACCACCGAAUCGACCCUGACAUCCUGCUCAAUGACUACAUUGAGAAGGAAGUCAAAUACUUGGGGCAGCUGACAUCAGUUCCGGGAUACUUGAACCCAUCAAGUCGCACAGAAGUGCUGCAGCUCAUUGACACUGCAAGGAAGUCACAUCAGUUGGCAGGCCAGCUGACAUCAGAGCAGGAUGCAGUGGUGAGCUUGUCGGCGUACAACAUAAAGCUUGUAUGGCGCGAUGGAGAAGACAUCAUCCUGAGAGUGCCCAUCCAUGAUAUUGCUGCUGUCUCCUACAUCAGGGACGACUCUUUGCACCUUGUGGUGAUCAAAACAGCCCAGGAAUCAGGAGGUUCUCCUUGUCCCAGCUCAUGUCCUGAUCUCAACAAGUCUCAGACCCUGAGCUCCUUAUCAGAGAGUGGAGCUGUGCUUGUGGAAGUCUGCUGUCUGCUUGUGCUAGCCGUUGAUAAUAAGGCAGCAGCAGAGGAGCUGUGUCUUUUGCUCAGUCAGGUCUUUCAGAUCGUUUACACAGAAUCAACCAUCGACUUCUUGGACAGAGCUAUUUUUGAUGGAGCAACUACACCUACCAGACACUUUUCUCUAUACAGUGAUGAUUCUUCAAGCAAAGUGGAUGUUAAGGAGGCCUUUGAAGAGGAAGCUAGCACAUUUCCUUUCCAGGAGGCAGAAGAAAACUCACCAUCUGCUUCCACCCCAGCAUCCCCUCAGACGAAGACUGCGAGUGAAGGAGAGCUCAGCACCACUGCUGCAGAGCUGCUGCAGGACUACAUGACCACACUGCGGACAAAACUGUCAUCGCAGGAGAUCCAGCAGUUUGCUACCCUGCUCCACGAAUACCGUAACGGUGCCUCCAUCCAUGAGUUCUGCAUUAACCUGCGACAACUCUAUGGGGACAGCAGGAAGUUCCUCCUUCUUGGCCUGCGUCCCUUCAUACCUGAGAAGGACAGCCAGCACUUUGAGAAUUUUCUCGAGACCAUCGGUGUGAAGGACGGCCGGGGCAUCAUUACAGACAGCUUUGGUCGUUACCGACGCACAGCCAGCUCCGCCUCCGAUUCCACUACCAACGGCAACGGAGCAGCAGGGGGGAGCGCUGCCUCAGACGAGGGCCAGGAGGCCUCCGAGGGAGACGAAUGGGACCGCAUGAUCACCGAUAUCAGUAAUGACAUUGAAGCUCUCGGCUGCAGUAUGGACCAGGAGGGAGUGACGCCCUGACGAACAAAGCGAGGUAUUUUUUAUUGCAAGAGCUGACAUAGAAUGGCAGCCCAAUCCAAACGAACAGUAGGCAUGAGCUGAACGGAUCAGAUGAAGGUGGUCCUUAGCACUGACCUAAGAUUUGGUUAAUUGUAUUUUCCUCUAAUUGUCAAGAGGACAUUCCAUAGUCCCUGUGCACUCACGGAAAACCUCAACCUGUUACCACAAAAAACAUGAAGUCAACAAAUGCACUUACGCAGACCCAGACACACAGUCAGUUGGCUAUUUUUGCAUUUUAGAGGGAUUCAUAGCCUCUGCUAUAUUUUUAAAGUUGCUUUGAUUUUUGUACUCAUUUAUUGGCAGUAUCUGCCACUGCUGUCAGCAAUGUAGCGUAAAUCUACAGAGCCUUUUUAGAGUAUUUCAGCCCUGUUCUGAAUACCCUCAAAGACUCUGGAGAAUCCAUCAGAGGACUGUGUACAUGGUUUUUAGAAGGUUUAGACUGAGGCUGUACUGGUUUGUGCUUUUGUAUUGCUAUAGUUCAAUCAGCUUCAUCCACCAGGAGAACAUUUUCUUCAUUUAUUCCACAUUUGUGUGUUGCUGUGAGAGUGUAACAUUUUGCUUUAUAUAAUUUUGUUCUUCAGUAAGAUUUGUGUACCACUUUGUUUUUACACUAUCAUUUGUUAUCAGUGUUUACUCAUUUGUAUAAUUUUGCCUUACUCAAACUGACCAAGGAAAUGCUGUAAAAACAAAAAUUCUCAUUCAGUUCAAGCUAAUUGAGUGGGGACUGUAUUUGACAAAGCCAGUUAGCUUAUGGCUGAUGUAAAUUUAUGAUUUUAGAUUUUUGUUCUUCUCCUGCAGGUCAUCUUGUUAUGUCUUGUGAUAUUACAUUUAUCUGUCAUUGUGCCUUUACACUGCAGUACUGCUGCCAACUGUCUGUCACACGCAGACGGGUAAUUAUGAACUGUAACUACAGUUGUUGAGCAAAUCAUGGUUAUUAAAUAACAGCUACUUUA
Molecule: messenger RNA, 2736 nt
Organism: Dicentrarchus labrax (European seabass)
Lineage: Eukaryota; Metazoa; Chordata; Actinopteri; Moronidae
Gene: ccm2
Product: CCM2 scaffold protein
Exons: 10
Coding region: 377-1744 (455 amino acids)
Biological process (GO): heart development; vasculogenesis
Source: RefSeq, a predicted model, not a curated record